Molecule: messenger RNA, 631 nt
Organism: Galdieria sulphuraria
Lineage: Eukaryota; Rhodophyta; Bangiophyceae; Galdieriales; Galdieriaceae
Exons: 1
Coding region: 16-606 (196 amino acids)
Source: RefSeq, a predicted model, not a curated record
CAAUUUUGGAUCCACAUGCAACCCAACUACUCUUUUUUGAUAAAAUAUGGUAUGCCAAGUUGGAAACUUAUUCAGAGACUUCUUCCAAAACAAGGAUUCUGUAACCACAGUGGUACACAGAAAGUACAAGAAAAACAAAUUACGUUACAGCUCGCCAACUCCGAAGAAACCAAAGCUUUUUCCGUCGUAAGCUUUCUUUCCGAUCCUUACGUCCAACAACUGUUAGAACCUUAUGGUAAUGACUAUGUAAUCCAAGAAAGUGAAGUACCUGAAGAACUGAAGGAAGAAUGGAGCACUCAGUUAGAUACGCUAAGCAAAAAACUGGGUUCUUGUAAACUAGAAGGAAAGGAUAGAGUACAAUUGCGAGUGAAACUUAUUCGUAAGCUGCAAGAUGCAACAGGAAUUGUGUUGCCUAGUGAUGCAUAUCAUAAUCUUCGCAACAAAAAAGUAAUUGACGUAGUUGCGUGGUACGAGCGAAUCCACCGUGAGCAACUAUAUCACAACAGUAUGAUCGAAGACUAUAUCAGAAAGACUUUUCCAUCCAACGUUCGAUUGGAUCCUGUAUCGUAUAGGAAGUCUGAAAGGAGAAUGACCGACAGCAAAUAAAGGAAUGUGGAUAACUUUUCAUACA